GAUGUUAAAGCUCCCUAAGGAUUUCAGGAGCAUGAACGCGAAUGCAAUGACGUAUGCUAAGAGGCAGGCAGGUGGGUGAGGAGGACGUCAGUUGCAGAUUCGCUGCCCUGGGAGGAGUCUUCGUGACAGAACUGGGUCUUGGAAGGGACGUCUGAUAACCUUAAUUAAGGAAUACUCGGUUCUUCGACCUAGAACUCUCCAGAAGUACGUGGCGAUUCCUUGAAGAAGGGAACAGAAGAGUUCCUCACCCAAGGGCGCAAGACCCUGACCAACUAUGGAAGCUCGCCAGUGAUCUCCCCGCUCGCGUGUCUUUGCUUUUACUGGCAGGAGAACCUUUGACGAUUGGCUUGUGGAUAUGGACCGUCGAGGGUCAUACAGGGACGAGACAGCAGUGACUAAUGGGCGUCGUAGCUCCUCCAGGGACGUCCUCCAGGACACAGAGCGUCGUCCAUCCAUCAGGGACGAGCUAACAGUGGAUAAGAGCCGUCGCAGUUCGUUUAGGGACGUCCCACAGGAGUCAGAACGACGUCAGUCCAUCAGAGAUGAUGUUCCUGACACUGAACGCCGUGGCUCUUUUAGAGACGCCAACGAACGCCGAGCUUCUUAUAACAAAAGCUCCUCGCAGGACGUAGAGCGUCGUGGUUCGUUCAGGGAUGCCCCACAGGAAGCAGAGCGACGGGGUUCAUUCAGAAAUGACGUAGCAACAGACAACAGACGCCGCAGUUCAUCUAGGGAAGACUCGCAGGAAGCAGAGCGCCGCGGAUCGUUCAGGGAUGACGUAUCAGUAGACAAGAGACGCCGCAGUUCUGCAAGGGAUGUCCCACAGGAUGUAGCGCGUCGAGGUUCAUAUAGGGAAGACAUCACAGCAGACAGAAGACGCCCUAGUUCUUCUUUGGACGUACCAGUGCAGGAUGCAGGGCGCCGUGGUUCAUUCAAGGACGUCCCACAGCAAGGAGAGCGGCGAGGUUCCUUCAGGGACGCCCCACAGGAAACAGAACGACGUGGUUCCUUCAGGGACGCCCCACAGGAAACUGAACGGCGUGGUUCCUUCAGGGACGCCCCACAGGAAACUGAACGGCGUGGUUCCUUCAGGGACGCCCCACAGGAAACAGAACGACGUGGUUCCUUCAGGGACGCCCCACAGGAUGCAGAACGACGUGGUUCCUUCAGGGACGCCCCACAGGAAACAGAACGACGUGGUUCCUUCAGGGACGCCCCACAGGAUGCAGAGCGACGUGGUUCCUUCAGGGACACCCCACAGGAUGCAGAACGACGUGGUUCCUUCAGGGACGCCCCACAGGAAACAGAACGACGUGGUUCCUUCAGGGACGCCCCACAGGAUGCAGAGCGACGUGGUUCCUUCAGGGACGCCCCACAGGAUGCAGAACGACGUGGUUCCUUCAGGGACGCCCCACAGGAAACAGAACGGCGUGGUUCCUUCAGGGACGCCCCACAGGAUGCAGAGCGACGUGGUUCCUUCAGGGACACCCCACAGGAUGCAGAACGACGUGGUUCCUUUAGGGACGCCCCACAGGAAGCAGAACGGCGUGGUUCAUUCAGGGAUGAUACGAGGCGACUCAGUUCCUCAAGUGGCUCUUUCAGGGAUGUCAAGGAACGCCGGGCAUCAUAUAACAGAGACGUCUCGCUUGACGAAGAGCGCCGUGGCUCCUUCAUGGACGUCACUCCUGACGGCGAGCGCCGACGAUCGAUCAAGGACGAAAUCUUAGAAGCCGAGCAAGCUGAACGCGACCUCGAAGAGAAUGACGGCGAUCAUUCCCGCCCCAUAUCUCGCAACAGCAUCCUGAGGUCCCCCAUCCCAAUCAUCGACAUCCAGGAACCACAGCCAGACGACCACAUGACCCCCACUGAGAGCGAAAACGAAUCGGAGCUCGAUGCUGAGUUCAACCUCGAAGAACAUUCACAGAGCCUCCAGUACAGGAAGUCCCUCAGUGACAUCCUCCCAGACACUCAAGCGGUGCCCCAGCUCGUCACCUAUCAGCAAGUACUCGACGAGGAUAACGAGAGGCCACGUAGUAGGUCGAGCGUUGGGUCGGACGCCGAGGGCGAGCAAAAGGAGCCCGCCCGUGACUGGAUAAAACCGCCCACUGACAGAGGGCCACGGCUCUCCAUUGGGCAGGGAAUGUUCAACCUGCUAGUUAGGAGGUUCAGCUCAGCAGGAUCAGAGGACCCGCCUCCCGCAGAUCAAAACACCAAGUCCCAGGAAAAUGAAGUCAGUAGAUCCCCAAGAGGUUCAAUAACAAAUCUAGAUGUUCGCAAACUAUCAAGAGGUUCUACUGUGGACCAAGAAGUGUCAAGGUCACCAAGGGGUUCUAUUGGGGCUCAGGGCAGUAAAUCACCGAGAGGUUCUUUUGCUGACCACGGCGUUUCAAGGUCACCAAGAGGUUCCAUUAGUGAACAGGUCAGCAAGUCACCAAGAGGUUCCAUUGGUGAACAGGUCAGCAAGUCACCAAGAGGUUCCAUUGGUGAACAGGUCAGCAAGUCACCAAGAGGUUCCAUUGGUGAGCAGGUCAGCAAGUCACCAAGAGGUUCUUUCGCGGACCAAGAGGCUUUCAGAUCACCAAGAGGUUCCGUAGGAGAAGAGGUGGAUAAGCCACCAGAAACCUACUGGUCCCCAAGGAGUUCCGCUGGCGAGCAAGAUCUCAAGGCAACAACGGAUUCCUUUAUAGAGAAAGAGACAUUUUGGUCACCAAGGGGGUCCAUUGGGGAACAGCAUAGCCUUCCGCCAGAGGAGUCCAUGACAGGCCAGGUUUCCAGCUCACCAAGAGCUUCCAUUGGAGAACAAGUUAGCAAAUCACCAAGAGGGUCUUUUGUGGACCAAGAAAUUUCGAGGUCGCCAAGAGGUUCAAUUGGGGGACAGGUCAGCAAAUCACCAAGGGGUUCUAUUGGGAACGAGGGAGCGUCAUUGUCCCCCAGAGGUUCAAUCGGGGGGCAGAGCGGCAAGUCGCCAAGAGGUUCCAUUGCGGAUCAAGAGACUGAGAGGUCACCAAGGGGUUCCAUCGGAGAACAAGUCAGCAAGUCGCCAAGAGGUUCUUUUGUGGAGGUUUCGAAGUCGCCAAGAGGUUCUUUUGUGGAGGUUUCGAAGUCGCCAAGAGGCUCAAUUCCCAGCCAACCCCAAAAGUCCCCUCGAGGUUCUUUUUCCGAGCAGGAGGCUUCCCGUUCCCCUCGAGGAUCCACUGCGGGUGAGGUCGCGUCACGGAAGUCCAGUACUUUCAGGGGCAGCCACGAAAACUUCGAGACCGACCUCCCAGAAGAAGACCGCUAUCAGGACCACGGCCUGCGAGACUCCAUUAGCCACGAGGACCCUGGGUUCUCCCUCACCGCCUCCCUCACCUCCUUCAUCAGGAGGCUGAGCGGUGGCAAGAUCGUCACAGACGUUAUCAGUAACACAGAUAAUUCUCUGCAGGAAAUCGACACCUCGCACACGAACGGCAAACUGCGCCACGACGACCACGAGACGCCGAGCAAAGUAAACCUUCCGCCCGAGACAAUGACGGCCAAUAUAGACACUCUCGAGGUCCAGCCGACGAAGGAGACCGAGCUGCCUAAGAAGUCUGUGCAGAGCAUCACAACCGUCACCUUUUGCGGGUGCGGCUUCCUGGGCGUGUACCUGGUGGGCGCCGCGACCUACCUGCAGGACCACGUGCCUUCCCUCCUCCGGGGACGCCUGGCGGGGUCGUCCGUCGGGUCCCUCAUCGCCACCUGCAUCGCCUGCGACGUCCCGUUGCAGGUCCUGCGCGAGAACCUCCUGUCGACGGCCAGGAUGUCCCGCAAGUACAUCCUGGGCUCCUUCAAUCCCUUCUUCUCUCUCGAGGACUCGCUGCUGCAGUGUACCCUGAGGGCCUUGCCUGAGGACGCCCACAUCAGGGCUUCCGGACGCGUGUUCCUGUCCCUCACAAGGGCUUCGUCUCUGGCCAAUGAGAUUGUGAGCGAAUUCAACUCGAGGGACGAACUAAUCCAGGCCUUAGUAUGCUGCUGUUUUCUGCCUGGCCUCUCCGGAUACUCGGUGCCUGCCUUUAAGGGCCGCAGAUACCUCGACGGCGGCCUCACCAACAACACCCCCAUGAAAGGCGAGGACACGCUGGCCAUCAACGCAUUCUCGGGAGACUUCGACAUCAUGCCUGACGAAGACGAGGACCUCUUGGGCCAGCUCCUGCCGAGGAUCUUCGGGGUGUCCAUGACGAGGACCAACCUGAGGAAGGUGUUCAGGGCCCUCCUCCCGCCGACGCCAGAAGAACUCGAUAAAUUCUAUUACUACGGAUACGCCGACGCCCAGAAGUUCGUCCCUGUGGCCGGGGGCGGAAGGAGGAAGAGCUUCUUGAAUAAUUUCUUUGGGUAGAUAAGAAGGGAAUUAGACAAAAGGAAGAGUUAAAAAGGGGAGUAAGGAGAAAGGAGAAAGAAUUAUAAAAGGGGGAGAAGAAAGAAGGAAGAGCUAAGAAAGGGGAGGAGAGGAGAAAGGAGAAAGAAUUUAAAAGGGGGGGGAGGGGAAAGAAAAAAUAAUCAAAAGGGAUUUGAUAGAAGGAGAAGAAAGGAGGAAGAGUUAAAAGGGGAGUAAGGAGAAAAAAUUAAAAAGGGAAGGGGAGAAGAAAGAGAAAAAAACGGAGGGUAUUUAUAAAGGGAAGAGAAGAAGUGGGAGAAAAAAGGAAAGAAAAGAAGAUAAAUAAACAAAAAAAAAAGAUACAGGAAAGAGGGUGAAUCAGCUACUUGAAAAAUAUCAGUAAAUAAACAAAAAAAUUGUAGAAGAGGAAGAAAAACGAAAACAAAGAACAGAAAAGCAAAAAGGAGACAGAGAAAAAGUAAUAGUUUAAAAGAAAACGAACAAGAUAGGAUAAUUUCUCCCGAAUAAUUUCUUUUGAAAUACUUUUAGGAUUUUUUUUUUUUUUAAUAGAUAGUUUGAAAUAGAAUAGAUAUUUUGAAAUCAUUUCUUUGGGAUAAAGAGGAAAGCAAGAAGAAGGAAGGAAUACCAGAGGAUUAUUUUUGAAAAAGGGAAAAAGGGAUAAAUAAACGUGGAUAAAUAGGAGAUAAAAAAGAGAAAGUGAAGAAAUAUUCCGUACAAAGUAUCCUUUUUUUCUUCUUUUUUUGGUGGGAAUCGAAAUGAUAAUAAGAAGAAAAAAUAGAAAGAAAGGAGAAAGAUUUGUUGAAAAUUUUGCUUGUUUUUUGUUUUACUUUUUAAUUUUCAUUGUCUUUUGUUUCUUUGUCUUGUUUUUCUUUGGUGUGUAAAAUUUUAUUUUCUCUUUUUUUUUAUCUCUGCCUAAAUAGUUUUGCUGUUGUUCGUAAAAUAAGUAUAUAUAUAUAUAUAUAUAUACAAAGAAAGAAAAUAUUUUUUUUUAGAAAUGUUCGUUCUGUUUGCGAUGGGAAAGUAUUUUAUUAAUGUGUUUUUCUUUCUUUUUGUCGCUUUCUUCUUCUUUUCCAUUUCCUUCCUCUCUUUCUCCGUCAGAUUAUCUCGCUCCUUUUCUAUUUCUUAUUCUUUCUCCGUUUCAUUUUUCUUCUCUUUCUUCUUCGUCUCUUUCUCUUAUUCGUUCUCUUUCUCGUUCCUCUUUUUUUCGUUUUCUUUCUCCUUCUCUACUUAUUUUUUCUUGUGUGUCUUUAUCUUGUGCUGUUUCGUUAUUCCUUCUUUCUUCUUAGCUUCCUCUCUGUUGCUGGUUUUCAUUUUGCUCGUGUAAUUUUUUGGUGUCUUCUUAUUCUCUCUCUCUCUCUCUCUCUCUCUCUCUCUCUCUCUCUCUCUCUCUCUCUCUCUCUCUCUCUCUCUCUCUCUCUCUCUCUCUCUCUCUCUCUCUCUCUGUGUGUGUGUGUGUGUGUGUGUGUGUGUGUGUGUGUGUAUGUGUGUAUGUGUGUAUGUGUGUAUGUGCAUGUAUCUUUCCCUCUCCCUCUCUUGUCUAUCCUUCUCUCUCUUUACCAUUCCAUUUAUCCAUCUCUGUCUCGGUUUCUUUCUCGCCUAAAGCAUACUUGAUAAACAGCACAACAACGAAAACCACAUCGUCCUUCACCUGGCAACAUGGAACCGUUCUGAGAUUGCCGUAUUUAUAGAAAUGGAUCGAUAAAUAAAUGAAUAUAAGCGCAUUUGCAUAUCAAUGUCAGUGGUUCAUAUGCCAAAUGGAGAGAGACGUGUCCAUGAAUCUGAAUUAAAAACAGAUGAAUAUGCAGAGCCAUUUUACCAGGUUAUUAUAUGCCCUUGGCGACUAUCAGAUGUUUAAUGGCGUCAAAUGUAGGGCACUUGUUUUAAAUGUGUUUAUAAUUGGUUUGAAACAUGAAGCAUGAGUUUA
This is a messenger RNA of Penaeus indicus, 6281 nucleotides long. RefSeq lists its product as uncharacterized. Gene Ontology annotation, cellular component: membrane; lipid droplet; cytoplasm. Gene Ontology annotation, biological process: lipid homeostasis; triglyceride catabolic process. The record is from RefSeq and is a predicted model, not a curated record. The transcript is spliced from 6 exons. NCBI's taxonomy places the organism in Eukaryota, Metazoa, Arthropoda, Malacostraca, Decapoda, Penaeidae. Gene Ontology annotation, molecular function: triacylglycerol lipase activity. The coding region runs from base 356 to 4357 and encodes 1333 amino acids.